AAACAGAGAAAAACAAAAACCAUAACCUUACUAUAUAUACCUCUCAACAACAGAAACCUUUUGGUUUUCCAUCUCUACAACCACACCCAUUUCCUUUCUAUUGAUGCUCCUCCUCCUUCGUCAUCUUCUUGUUCCUCAACUGCACAAGAGAACUUGUUUGCUCCACUCAUUGCCUGACGUUGGAUUUGACUGAAUUGACAGUCAUGAGGGUGUUCAUUUCAGCUGUCUUCCUUUUUGUCUUUUUUUCUCUUGGCGCUGCCUAUGAUCCGUUGGACCCAAAUGGGAACAUAACCAUCAAAUGGGACAUCAUGUCUUGGACACCCGAUGGCUAUGUGGCAGUAGUCACGUUGAACAACUUCCAAAUGUACCGGCAUAUAAUGAGCCCUGGGUGGACAAUGGGGUGGACUUGGGCGAAAAAGGAAGUGAUAUGGUCGAUGGUGGGGUCGCAGACAACGGAGCAAGGCGACUGCUCCAAGUUCAAAGGAAACAUUCCUCACUGCUGCAAGAAAAACCCCACUGUUGUGGAUUUGAUGCCUGGUGUUCCUUACAACCAACAGUUUACAAACUGCUGCAAAGGUGGGGUUGUGGCUGCUUGGGGACAAGACCCUCAAGCUGCUAUUUCAGCCUUUCAGCUUAGUGUUGGCCAAGCAGGUACUUCAAACAAGACUGUCAAGCUCCCCAAGAACUUCACUUUGCUCGGUCCCGGCCCCGGAUACACUUGUGGCCGUGCAAAAGUUGUGCCUUCCACCACUUUCCUCACACCCGACCGUCGCCGCAAAACUCAAGCUUUGAUGACUUGGAAUGUGACUUGCACUUACUCUCAGUUUCUAGCAAGAAAGAAUCCUAAUUGUUGUGUUUCUUUCUCAUCUUUCUACAAUGAUACGAUUACAUCUUGUCCAUCUUGUGCCUGCGGUUGCCAAAACAAGAACAAUUGUGUACAGAAUGAUUCUAAGAUUCUUAAACUGGUUGGAAUCAAUACACCAAGGAAAGACAAUGCCCCGUUGCUGCAUUGCACACAUCACAUGUGCCCUGUUCGAGUUCACUGGCACGUAAAGCAAAAUUACAAGGAAUAUUGGCGGGUGAAGAUCACCAUCACAAACUUCAACUACCGAAUGAACUAUUCACUUUGGUCUCUUGUUGUCCAGCACCCGAAUCUGAACAAUGUAACACAAGUUUUCAGCUUUGACUAUAAACCCCUUGUUCCCUAUGAAUCGAUUAAUGAUACAGGAAUGUUUUAUGGGAUGAAGUUCUAUAACGACCUUCUUAUGGAAGCGGGGCCAUUUGGGAAUGUACAAUCAGAAGUGUUGUUGCGAAAAGACCAGAAUACGUUCACUUUCAAGCAGGGAUGGGCAUUUCCUCGAAAAGUUUACUUCAAUGGUGAUGAGUGCAUGCUUCCGCCACCCGACACAUACCCUUUCCUGCCAAACGCUGCCCGACAAAGGCCCAUUGCCCUCUCAUCUUCAAUUACUUUGCUGCUGCUAUUGCUUCUGCUAGCUAUUUGCUGAGACCCAUUUUAGAAUUGUUAAGAGAGAUUGUAAUGUAACUUUUAAGUGGCCAAGUCCAUAUUUUUGACACAUAGGAACAAAUCACAGGUAUACUACAACUCAAGUUCAAAAUGGAGAAUGUCAUAUGGAUGAAGAAUUUACACU
This is a messenger RNA of Cucumis melo (muskmelon), 1649 nucleotides long. RefSeq names its product COBRA-like protein 4. The record is from RefSeq and is a predicted model, not a curated record. Bases 204 to 1505 code for a protein of 433 amino acids. Gene Ontology annotation, cellular component: plasma membrane. Gene Ontology annotation, biological process: plant-type cell wall cellulose biosynthetic process; cellulose microfibril organization. NCBI's taxonomy places the organism in Eukaryota, Viridiplantae, Streptophyta, Magnoliopsida, Cucurbitales, Cucurbitaceae. The transcript has 6 exons.